AUAAAAGGAGGGAAAUGAUGACCCAGGCGUUCGGAUGACCAGCCGGGGGCGCUGUGGUCUGGGGAUUCAUACAUAAAAGGCUGGUGUUUGUGUCUUCAGAGGGUUUUAUGUCUGCGUUUCAUGUGUCGUGCACAUUUUCUGCCUAAGACUCUGAAGCCCCGACACAAAGGAGCUGCUCUGCUUCCCACUCAUUCAUCCAUCCAUCCGUUCACCAGUCGGUUUAACCCCCCUCCAAGGAUGGAUCUGCCAAGCUUCUUUCUCCGGCUCAUCACAGCUGUGGUGCUGACGUCCUCCUGGUGCGUUAGGGGUCUGCGGGUGGACAUCUUGCCCGUUAGGCCUCUGUUCAGGCUGGGGGAUCGUCGGCAGCUGGUCUGCCGGGUUCAGGACUGUCCCGCAGUGGCCAGCGUGUCCUGGUCGCCCAUGGAGGACCGUCCCCUCACCGCCUCCGUCAGCAACAACCGCACCCACUCGGUGCUGACCAUCAGCUCCGUGACGACGGAGCACGAGGGAGCGCUGCUCUGCAAGGUGGGCUGCGGCCAGCAGCGGCGGCAGGUCAAAACCAACGUGCGGGUUUACAACUUCCCAUCAGCCCCCAAGAUCACUUUUCAGGAGGAGCUGAGAUUGGGGGUGGACUCCACCCUGGCCUGCCAGGUUGAUAAAGUGUACCCCGCCGAGCACCUGACCCUCACCUGGCUGAGGGGGGACGCCGUCCUGCUGAUGACCACUGGAGAUCCGGGGUCCACAGCAGUCCGGUCAGAGUACAGGUUCACGCCUCAGAAGCAGGACUCAGGAGGGAGGAUCACCUGCCGGGCCGUGCUGGAUCUGCAGGACCUGCCGGCUGAAGACCGGACCAAAGAGUCCGGCCUGACCCUAAACGUCCUCUACGCUCCCGUUUUCACGGCGGUCUCCGGCUCCAUGAUGACCAUGGCCGGCUCUCCGCACACUCUCAGCUGUUCUGCCGAGGGAAACCCUGAGCCGAGCGUCAGCUGGGCCUUCCGGACGGCGGACGGCCGCUCUGUGCGGCGAGGUCGUGGUGGUCAGCUCGUUUUCCCGGCGGUGGAACUUUCUGAUGCUGGCGGGUACGAGUGUUGGGCCCAAAACAGCGAAGGAAACGUCAGCGCCGCUGUGAACGUCACUGUUCACGCUCCACCCACCAACACCACCCUCUCGGUGAGUCCAGGUAGGGAGGUGGUGGAGGGUCAGCGAGUGACCUUUACGUGCCACUCUGAAGGUUCUCCGAUCCCCACAUUGGUGAUAAAGAAGGAGGGAGAGGUGCUAGCUAAGAGUGAGCCCACCUCCCCUUCGCUGACCAUCAGCAUUCCCUCCACGGUGCUUGAAGACACCGCCCUCUAUAGCUGUGAAGCCUCCAACAACUACGACUCCCAGCAGACGUUCGUCUCCGUCACAGUCAGAGCUCACCCUCUGCAGGUGGAGGCGAGUCCUCAGCUGUCGGCCGAACGGGGCUCGGCUCUGACUCUGACCUGCAGGGCGUCCGGAUGCCUGCACCCCCCGAUGCUCAGCUGGAGGAGGACGGACCGCAACGGGACGGUCCUCCAGCGGACGCAGCAGCCAGACGGCCGCUCGCUGCUCCACCUGCAGGACCUGGACCUCCAGCACCAGGGAACCUACAGCUGUGAGGCCGAGUGUGACGCCGUCAUCAGGACCAGAGAGAUCCACGUCCACGUCUACUCGUUUCCGUCUGAUCCUGUUCUGGAGGAUCCGGGCCCGGUUCUGCUUGACCAGGAGGCUGAUUUUCACUGCGACAUCAGCAGCGUCUUCUCGGCCAAUCAGCUGAGGGUCCGCUGGCUGUCGGGGAACGCAACGUUGAUGUCGGAGUCAUUCCGAUUCUCCGGCUCUUUACAAAACAUCUCUUCUGUUCUGAAACACCGGGUCAGAGAGGAUCAGCAGGUCUUGACGUGCCAAGUGGAGCUGCUGACGGAGGGCGGGGACAUUUGGAGGUCCAGAAGAACCAGCAUCCCUCUGCAGGUCCACUAUCCUCCACGGCUGACCGCCCUGUCCAUGAGCUCUGGUGAGGAGGUGGUUGAGGGGCAGCAGGUAACUCUUACCUGCCGCUCAGAUGGCGCUCCUCCUCCCACGCUGUUGCUGAAGAGAAAUGGGACGGAGCUUAAGAGGAGCAGCGUUGCCUCCAGCUCAUUAACCUUCAGCAUCUCCUCCACCCUGCUGGAAGACUCCGCCCUCUACAAGUGUGAGGCUUCCAACCAGUAUGGCAACCAGUCUGUCUCCAGCUCCAUCACUGUCAAAGCUCCUCCCAGAAACACCACAGUCAUCAUCCUGCCCUCCGAGGUGGUCCAGGAGGGACAAAAUGUCACCGUUUGCUGCCAAACCAUCAGCUUCCCGCCAUCAGCCGUGAUUCUGAAGAAACUGAGCAACGGGACAGAGCUUUUCUCCACCAAUGGCACUUUCCUGCUGGUCAACGUCACCACCAGAGACUCGGGGCUGUAUCAGGUCAACGUGACCAAUGACCUGGGAUACCAGAUCAAAGUCUUCAGCAUCAGCGUCAGAGAAAGCACUUCCGGACGUCCUCCCGGCCUCGGCGCAGUCCUCGUCCCCGUUCUCAGUGUGGCCGCCGGGCUGGCGGCGUCAGCGCUGCUCCUGGACUACUUGAGGAGAUCCAGGAAGAAAGGUUUUUACCAGCUGCCGCAGUCUGCCCCGCCGACCGCCAGCUAACAGACUCGCCCUCAACCAGCGUCAUCCUCUGGAAGAAGCAGCUAAAACACCCGCACGGAGCGGUGCUCUUUCUUCCAAUAGCGUGCCUCCAUAUGGCAGCCAAUGGACCCUGUCUGGGUCUACGACUACUGCCCCCAACAUUUGUCCAGAGUUUGGCCCCUUCUGCGCUUCUAACCGUCAUCAUGUGGCCUCAAAGCUGAAUGUAUGGAUGCAAGUGGCCCAACAUGUAGCUUCCACGGUGGGGCAGCUCUCUGAAAGACUCAGCCAACAUGCUGUAAGAUAUGGCUGAAAGCUCCUAGACUUUGACUUCUACCUCAUUAUGUCUCACAAUCACUACUCACAAUCACUAAAUGUGAUUGUGCCCCAUUUGUAACAAACGCCCAUCACAAUCUGUCUAAAACUAAGACAAUACAGCAGACCAAAACCCUCCCCACUGGCGACUUUUAGGCCCGAAUUGAGGCCAAAAUCCCCAAAGGAGUUCUGAGGAUCCAGUCUGAAUUGACACGGUGGCGGAGUUUUUCAGCAGUGUGACUGAAACUCUUCAGAUGCUGAAGGAAAACAGACUAAGUGUAAAUGUUGGUCACGUCUGUGCGGUACUGCUGCGUCCACAGUGUUCACUCUUAGAUGUGUACAAUCUGCUUUUCUCUGCUUUUAUUAAAGAUAUUUAUUUCGUAGGUGUUCCUCUGAGAUUUGUGUCUGACACCACUGAACCUGUAUUUGGGAAAUUCCAUGGAGUUGCCCAGCUUUUGCUUUUGCUUUCAUUGACUGGAAAUCAUCAGGGGUUACUGUGGAGACGCUCAUUUGAAACACAGGCUGUUUGUUUUUUUUUAGUGUUUUGUUCAGAGCUGCUUUGGAAAAAGGAAAGUCCUGUGGCUCAGAGAGGAGUUUUCCUCACUCAUUAAGUCUGCAGCUGAACACAGGGAUGAAAAUGUCCUGCUAAAAGACACCACAACUCAAAAUAACAGCCAGAUAAAACUGUUGGUCAAAGCAUUUAACGGCUGCUUCUAAAGUCACACGCAAAGGGAAGUUGUUGUCACUUUAAUGAGUUAUUUCUGACUUGCUUUAAACCUGCUCUCUGACUCCCAUGUCAAACAGAUUGCUGCCUUCUUUCCCUUCGUAAUGUUUCCAAAAUGAGGAGCAUCCUGUCUUAGAGUGAUAACAUAACUGCUCCAUCAUUUUGUUCCUACCAUGGGAGCUCCCAUGAUGCACCUCUCCUCCCUCUGCUCUCUGUCCUCUCCAUGUACAUGUGACAUUAUUGUUGUCAUUAUAGUGUUUCUCUUUCUUAGCACGUGUCUAUGGUAUGGUGUCAUGGUGCUGGUUGGCC
Menidia menidia (Atlantic silverside) is the source of this 4012-nucleotide messenger RNA. NCBI's taxonomy places the organism in Eukaryota, Metazoa, Chordata, Actinopteri, Atheriniformes, Atherinopsidae. The record is from the annotation of a GenBank genome assembly.